AUGUUUUGGAGAUUCGGCGGUUACGCCAACAUCUCCACCAUCGACACAAUCCUCGAUAAGCCAGACUUUACCCUCGAGGAGCUACUCGAGGAGACAGACUUGAUCCAGGAGCUCAAGCAGCACAACUCAAAGCUCAUCGAAUACCUCCGAAGCGACAAGGUCCUCGAUAAUCUGCUCGAAUAUGUAGUCGCUCCAAAGCUCGAGACCGUCGAGUCUCCCGACGAGUCCACCGACCAAGAGGCCAAGGCCAAGAACCGUUUCCUCUCUCUCUCGCGACCGCGCGCAUCAUCCCGCGCCACCGACCCGGGCGACGAUGAGGAGGAGCAGGAGAAGAAGCGCAAUCGCUACGCUUUUGUAGCUUGCGAGAUUCUUAGCUCCGAUACUUGGUCCAUCUACGAGGCCUUGGCUGAGAACAGACAAUUGAUUCGCGAUUUUUGGAACUUCUUGUCCCGCCCUGCCCCGCUCGAUCCCCUCCAGGCGAGCUACUUCACAAAAGUCAAUGAGUCUCUGUUCGAGAAGAAGACUGAGGACAUGAUGGAAUUAUUGACGACUCUUCCCGAUGCUGUCCCUAAUUUACUCAAGCAUGUUGAGUGUCCUAUGGUCAUGGACCUACUGCUCAAAAUCAUUGCCCUGGACCGUAACGAGGGUGGCCAGGGUGUGGUCGAGUGGUUGUACUCCAAGGACAUCAUCCCGAGCCUUCUUUCCUGCCUCAGCCCCGAGAACAACUGGGUUGUGCAAACCGCCGCAGGUGACUUCAUCAAGGCGAUAAUCACCAUCUCUGCCAAUGCCUCCCAGAACGAACAACAAUGCAUCGGCCCUAACGAGCUCACCCGCCAGCUUGUUUCCAAGCCAUGCAUUGAGCAGCUUAUCGGCUACAUGCUUGGCGGCGGCAACCCUCUGACAGUUGGUGUUGGUAUCAUUAUUGAAGUCAUUCGAAAGAACAACUCCGACUAUGAUCCUGAUAUGGGCACCGAGGCGAGCGCUGCGCCCUCCAGCCGCGAUCCCAUCUACCUGGGUACCCUUCUUCGUCUGUUCGCUGAGAACGUUCCCAAGUUCAUGAACCUAAUCAUGGACGUUCCCUCUAAGAAGGAGAAGAUCGACUCGACCUUUGGCGUCAAGCUCGAGCCCCUUGGCUUUGACCGAUUUAAGACAUGUGAGCUCAUGGCCGAGUUGUUGCACUGCAGUAACAUGGGCUUGUUGAAUGAGCCAGGUUCCGAGGAGCUUACGGCUCAGCGUGAUAUCGAGCGACAACGUCUUCGUACCGAGGGCAAGUUGGCGCCGCUCAAGGAGGAGGAUCACUCCACUGACGACUUGACCAUGCGAAGCGCUGCACCCGAGGAGAAGAGACGUCUUGAGGUCACUAACGCUGACGACGAUGGUUUCGAGGAGGUUGAGCCUAGCAAGGAGAUGAGUGAGGAUACUUCUCAUGAGUUUGUCAAGGCUGAAGACGACAUUCCUGGCGCUUCUACAACAUCGCUCAGCAAGGAUGAGGAUGACUUUGUCGAUGAGCCGCUCAGCCCUCCUCAAACAGCCGCAAAGGGCGACGAGACACGAUUCGAUGAGCCGGAUUUGAUGGUUGCGCCUUUGUCACCCACAAAAACCAAGACCGCUGAGCCUGCGUCUGCAGAGCCUGCUAAGGCUGAUUCAACUGAGAAGUCCGAAUCCAAGGAGCCCGGCAGCGAAAAGGCCGAGGAAUCCAAGCCUAAGACAACGCAAGAGGAUACUCCAAAGGAGGACACAUCUGAUUCUUCAGCUAUCCUGACUCCUGCUCCAUCCGAGCCAGAAUCCAAGGCUGAAUCUACGGAUGCCUCCGUCAAGGUGGAGGAGCAGCCUCGAGGUAUCUCUCCUCAGCCGGACGAUAUGCCUGCACCUCUCUUCUCUGCUCCUCCUCCACCGGAAUCUGGAGCUGAUCGCCCACCACAAGCGGCUGAAAAGGCGGCUGGUGAUGCUCAAGCUGCGACUGCUGAGGCCUCCACCACUGAGACAAAGACCGAGGAGGCCAAGGACGACAAGCCUAAGGAGGAGCAGCAGCCUACCGGACAGGCUAGCGAGGAGCCCGUCGUUGGAGAUUUCCUGAAGCUUCAGUUCGUUGAACACCGUGUUGUCCCAACCAUUCUUAACUUCUUCUUUGCAUACCCCUGGAACAACUUUCUGCAUAAUGUUGUGUACGAUAUCGUUCAGCAAGUUUUCAACGGCCCCAUGGACCGCAGCUACAACCCCACAUUGGCCGUUUCAUUGUUCGAAGCUGCCGACGUUACAAGUGCCAUCAUCAACGGCCAAAAGGCCAGCGACGAGUCCCAGGCCAAGACCAAGACCCGCAUGGGAUACAUGGGACACCUCACCCUCAUCGCUGAGGAGGUUGUUAAGUUCACCGAACGCCAUCCCCCGGAGCUCCUCUCGGAGACUGUUCUUGACCGAGUCAUGAGCCAGGAAUGGAUCAGCUACGUUGAGGGAUCGCUCGCCGAGACACGCGAGCGAGACAAUGCCAUCCUUGGUGGUGUACGACCGGAGGUAGCUAUGGGCAACCGGUCAAUGGGCGGCAGUGGACUUGGUGGCGUUGGCCUGUCUGGCUUGAGCGGAGGCUCUGGCGGUGGUGGUUCCAGUGCACUUGCGGAAGCUGGCCUUAACGGGGGAAUAGAGCUCAGCCAGGACAGCGGAAAUGGCAUCGGCCCUUUCACUAUCAGUGGAGCCACAUUAAUGUCUGGCUUUGGCAGCAGCAGCGAUGAGGAGGACGAAGAUGGGGACGAAAACGAGGAGGAUGUCAAUUCCGAGGUGAGUGGUGUUUCCGCUGAAGCUGAAGACGAUGGUUCGGAUCACAGCAUCCCUGGAUACCCUGGCAUAGCAGAAACACUUGAGGAUGUGAUCAUGCGGUCUCCUGAGACUUUUGCAUCACAAUUCCCUGACUUGGAUUAUCGGGAGGACGUCACAAGGGGGUCUCCUAUGGACUUGGACGAAACUGUAGCACACCAUCAGCGCUCAUCUCAAGAUGAAGAGCAACAGCAUGCUGAGCAGGUUGAGGAUGUCUCGAAACCAGAAGGCAACCCUUAG
This is a messenger RNA of Fusarium oxysporum Fo47, 3048 nucleotides long. RefSeq names its product SIT4 phosphatase-associated protein-domain-containing protein. Bases 1 to 3048 code for a protein of 1015 amino acids. Gene Ontology annotation, cellular component: cytosol; nucleus. Gene Ontology annotation, molecular function: protein phosphatase binding; protein phosphatase regulator activity. NCBI's taxonomy places the organism in Eukaryota, Fungi, Ascomycota, Sordariomycetes, Hypocreales, Nectriaceae. The record is from RefSeq and is a predicted model, not a curated record. The transcript is spliced from 3 exons.